Arctia plantaginis is the source of this 348-nucleotide messenger RNA. The record is from the annotation of a GenBank genome assembly. Lineage: Eukaryota; Metazoa; Arthropoda; Insecta; Lepidoptera; Erebidae.
AUGUUGGAUAUAGUCAGUUAUGCACCAAUAAUGUGGGAAUAUUUCGCAGUACUGCUCAUCGGGUUUUGGCUCGGUGUUGCCAUCUUCUUAUAUGUUUCUUGCUACUGGUUGGAGGAGAUCUUAGAUCUUCCACCUCCUCGAAAUGCGCCGCCAUCGACCGCUCCAAGCGGCGGUGCCAGUGGCGCUCACGUGCAGCUCAAGCGUCUCGUGGCUAGAGUCGUCGAAGAAGCUUCUUCGCUACCAGCCCUGGCGCGAUACGCUGCAGAACCUCACACCCCCUCGCUAGAGUCUUCCACGUAUGAAGAUUUGUUAGCGACGGCUAUAUUGAAUAAGGUGAGAUCCUUUUAA